UGUCGAUCGGUUCCCGGAGUUGUCUCCCGAAGAUCGGGACGAAUACAUGUGUAGUAUAUGUCAGGAGAUAUUCAACACUCCGGUCACCACAACCUGUUGUUUACAGUUAUUUUGCGAGGAAUGUAUCACUAAAUGGCUUACGACUAACACUACAUGUCCUUAUGAUAGGAAACCACUGACCCGGAGUGGUCUAUCUAAGCCACCAAGACUAGUGACAAACACUUUGGGUCGCUUUAAGAUACGGUGCGACUACUGGGCUCACGGGUGCCAGGAUGUGGUCAAACUCGAUGACCUGACUAAGCAUACAGUCGACUGUCGCUAUAAGGAUGCCAAGUGUCCAAAAUGUCAAUGCGAUCGAACGUCAGGGCACGACUGCAUUGUUGCACUACUCGCUGAAAGCAACCAGUUCAAAAAGAAAUAUUCUGGUGAAUUGGCAGUUUAUAAGGCGUUUAUAAACAAGGCAAAAGUAGAGAUCGAGGCGUUAAAACAGGCAUUAAAGCGGGCAAACGAUGCGUUGAAAAAUGCACAUGCUACCAAUAAUACUGAUGACGAGGUUCAUAUACCCGAUCACGAGCUAUUGGUCGUGUGUAGGCGACAAUUGUCGACACCGGAGUUCUUAACCAACACUAUGGACACUGAGAUGACCGCCAAAACGCUGGCCAUAAUUAGGGCACAGGUGACGAAACAAAAAAACCUGUUUAACGUAUGCAAACAAAUUGCAAAUGAUAUGGACGAGGAAUUUGGCACCAGUUGGCACUGUUUGGCCGAUCGUGGUAAAGCCGGCGUCGCUUAUUAUACGCCCGAUCGGUCCACAUUUAUGAGGGUCAAAAUCGCGUCAAUCACGUUGAUAUUAUUCCGUACGGUGACGUCCCGUCUCGAUAGUCAAAUAAUUGACGAUGAUGAUAUAGAUAUAGUGCAGGAUGAUAUGAAACCGAUAAUCCUUGAGAUGGUACGGGAGAUCACGUGUGAGGCAAUUGAAAGUGCGGACACUCUCGACGAAAUCGCUAAAAAUAUUAAGAAUAAAAUGAAAUCUAGAUAUUAUCUCUACGAUUGGCAGUGUUUUGUUGGAUUGCGCAAUAGUAUUGGGCGCCACGUGACAUACCAACCAAAUUCAUUUAUUAGUUACGAUUUGGAUGAGCUUAGGGUCGUUUUAUUCCAAGCC
Medioppia subpectinata is the source of this 1162-nucleotide messenger RNA. Lineage: Eukaryota; Metazoa; Arthropoda; Arachnida; Sarcoptiformes; Oppiidae. The record is from the annotation of a GenBank genome assembly.